Molecule: messenger RNA, 354 nt
Organism: Auanema sp. JU1783
Lineage: Eukaryota; Metazoa; Nematoda; Chromadorea; Rhabditida; Rhabditidae
Source: the annotation of a GenBank genome assembly
AUGGUUUCUUUUUCAAUGUACUUGAUAAUAACACUUUUUGUCUUAUCGAAUAUUGAAGCUCAAAUGGGGAUGGGUCCAUACAGUGGAAUGCACGGGCCUUACGAUGAGAUGCAUGGACCUUACGGUGGAAUGCAUGGACCUUACGGUGGAAUGCAUGGACCUUACGGUGGAAUGCAUGGGCCUUACGGAGGAAUGCAUGGACCAUAUGGAGGAAUGCAUGGACCAUAUGGAGGAAUGUAUGGACCUUAUGGAAGUUCACGCAGAAUGUACGGAGCUUACGGAAGGAUGGAUCCAGGCACAGGACUAGUAAAAGGAGCAAUUAUGGGAGCGUUGAUGGGCGCUAUGAUGGGUUGA